AUGUUUCCAGGUACUCAUAUAUGCCUGGACACCUAUCUGCAAUGGGUCACUGAAGUGAAGUUUAUCUUAUCAACCGAUUUGACACAGAAUAUGCCGCUCACUUGCUGUGGGAACGGAUAUAUGCAACGAAAAAUCAAUUUAGAGAAUUACCACUUACUUUUGUCGCCACUGCAUGCAAUUCGAUUCUGCAUAUUCGCUAAAAAAAUAUUUCAGUAUCGGAUUUCAUCGGUUCACGUUAGUAGGAUCCGGUCGGUACCCACUGUCGGAUUUUAUCGGAUCAAGUUAAUUGGAUCCGAUAGGAUCCGAAAAGCCGUCGGAACCCAAUACGAUUCCGUUCCCCGGCACCCGAUCAAAUCCUGUAGGAAUUCGCAGGAUCCGACUCUAGGAUUGAUUGACCUGGGAAUUGCUCAAAUACGUUGUCAACGACGUGUUUUAAUCAAAGAUGACAUGUUUCAUCGUCUAAGUAAUGUUCAACUACUGAUUCAAUAUAACUUAAUGGAUAAAUUGAUUAAAUUACUUGAAGAGAAUGAUCAAGACAAAAUAUGGGAAGUACCUGAAAAGGUAAAAGAAAGUCUUCGCUUUCUUGAAAAAGUGGACAACGAUCCUGAUAGUGAAGAUGACGACAACGACGACGAUGAUGAGGAUGACGAAGACGAAGAAGAGCAAGAUAAGAAUAAUUCGAAUAUGUCAAUAACGAAUGCUCAGCUAAAUAAUGCAACUAAAACAAAUGAUGUAUCAACACAAAGUGGUUCUCUUCAUUAG
Messenger RNA from Adineta ricciae, 762 nucleotides. NCBI's taxonomy places the organism in Eukaryota, Metazoa, Rotifera, Eurotatoria, Adinetida, Adinetidae. The record is from the annotation of a GenBank genome assembly.